Molecule: messenger RNA, 2321 nt
Organism: Amblyraja radiata (thorny skate)
Lineage: Eukaryota; Metazoa; Chordata; Chondrichthyes; Rajiformes; Rajidae
Product: transgelin-3
Exons: 5
Coding region: 281-880 (199 amino acids)
Biological process (GO): actin filament organization
Cellular component (GO): actin cytoskeleton
Molecular function (GO): actin filament binding
Source: RefSeq, a predicted model, not a curated record
GGGGUGCAUUGAGCAUGGGGGAAACGGAAUGCUACCGUCAACCACGCCGGGUUACUGCUCUCCAAUAGCUGCCUACAUCAGGAAAUGCAGUGAUUUUGCUGUUGUUUUUGGCCAGCUAGGCAAUUGAUACGGUCAAAAGCCAUCUGCAAUUCCUUGUGUCUAGGGAACGGCACAGUUUGGGCGGUGUGUGAGUUUAAUGUUUUCAGUUUCGCAAUCACUAACCGCAUGUUAUCUUCAGAUGGUCGAUUGAUGCGAAGCCAUCCCACUUUCCGCUUUUGAGAUGGCCAAUAGAGGACCCAGCUACGGUCUGACUAGAGAGGUUGAACAGAAAAUUGAGCAGAAAUAUGAUCCAAACUUGGAAGACCGUUUAGUGGAUUGGAUCAUUGCACAAUGUGGUGGGAAUAUAAAUCGUCCGGAUCCUGGGAAAACCCACUUCCAGAAGUGGCUGCUUAGCGGCGUGUUAUUGUGUAGGCUUAUGAAUGGACUUUAUCCAAAAGGCCAGGAGCCAAUUAAAAGAAUCCAGGAAUCCAAGAUGGCCUUCAAACAGAUGGAGCUAAUUUCCCAGUUCCUGCAAGCUGCUGAAGACUACGGUGUUGCAAAAAUGGAUAUUUUCCAGACUGUUGACUUGUGGGAAGGAAAGGAUUUGGCUGCAGUGCAAAGAACUCUAAUGGCCUUGGGUAGUGUCGCAAUUACCAAAGAUGAUGGGCAUUAUCAAGGAGAUCCCAACUGGUUCCAUAAGAAAGCCCAGGGCACCAGGCGCGAGUUUUCAGCAGAACAGCUUCGAAAGGGGCAAAGUGUCAUUGGUCUGCAGAUGGGGAGUAACAAGGGUGCCUCUCAGUCUGGUAUGACUGGCUAUGGCAUGCAUCGACAGAUUAUGUAGCACGCUGCCCUUCAGCAAGAAGCAGCAAGCAAAUGGACUGGGCACUCCAACCGUAAAGCACCAUAUUCUCAAUCGCUGCUCACUUUCACUUGCAGUUUACGGAUUUGUAUUGCAAAUAGUGGCAAUGCUGCACAACCAUGUUAACAAUUUAAAGUUUUAAUAUUUGCAAAAUUUCAGUUGCCGGCCUUCUCUUUUCCAUCAUCUGAACAACUGACAAUUUCAGGCAUUUUGUAUUCCAGAAGAGUCGGGAAUGAGGAUUUUUGGGACCCUCACUUAAUGCCGGCGUGCCAUUUCCUGCCAGCAGAAUUUUCUGGAAUUUGUAAUAUUCCCAAAUUUCAAGUGAUUAUUGUAUUAGUAGAAUGUGAUUUAAUUUGUCACAAUACUAGAUUACAAAGGAACAUUGCAGCUUUUGUGUAGAUUAUAUUUUUGACCUUUGUGUCCAUAGGAUAGUAGUCAAGAGACUUUGCAGAGUGAUCAUGGAGAGGGGUAUGGGAUUAGUCGAGCUGAGGUUACUGAACAAAAUGGGGUCAUUUGUAGUGCUCCCUUGCCAGAGUUUUGAUUCACAAAAUUGGGUUUGGUGUUGAAAUUACCUUGGUUGUCAAUGGCCAAUACUAUACCAAUGGGUUUGAUUCCAUCCCAUUUGAAAUGGUUGGCAUGUACCACCUUGCACACACAGAUUUAGUCCUCUUCCCUGCUAAUGUUGACACAUUUCUCUGCACAGAAGAACACAUUAAAUAUUGCAAUUAUUUCUAAUACUGUUCUGCAUUUAUACACUUAAGAUGAAGUGGUGAUCUUAAAACAUUUUUGGUAAGGUGGAUGUGAAUGAUUAAAUUGGAGGCUACUCCACAAUUCAAAAUGCAAAGGUAUUAAAUUCUCCAGAAAGCUUUGUUCUGAAAUAUUUAUUCAUUAAUUAAUUGAUUAAUUACUCUGAUAGGAGAAUCUUUACUUUGUGGAAAGAAAUCUGUUAAGGCAAAAAAAUAAAUAAUUGGAUCUUGUGGAAUAUUUGGAAUCAGUUUGGACUUUAUUCCAACAUUAGUUGCUUCAUUUGGGUCUGGUGCUGUUAAAUCUGCUAAAUGACUGAAGGGUGGUACUGGUAUGAAUUUAAAGUGGACAAGCAUAAUUUUCAAAUUGCUAAUUAAAACUCUGGUCAGAUGUGAUAUUAAUCUGAUUGUUUCACAUUUUCAAUAUUGAUUUAAAAGGGACACUUUUAAACAUUGUACAUGUAAUGCUUGAUGUGCCCAAGAGUUGUUUUAUGAAUCCCUGCCACUCAUUAUUCCCUACUGCCUCAAACACAAGUUUACAAAGUCUGAACUGUUUUCAGGAUAAUUCGGUGUAACACUAAUCUUUGGACUUUUAAUUUACGUAAUUCUAAUUCUCAUCUGUUCUUGAAAACCUCCAUUUAUGGUUCAGCAAAAUGUUAAUAUUAAAGGUUUCAAUGAAA